UCUUGUUUUGAAGCUGAUUUGUUUAUUCUGUCGGUUUGAGUUUUCCCUUCUUUCAAGGCCACAGACGUCGAACUUUUUUAACUCCAGGUUCGCCAAAAAGUUGCAAAUCAUAUCAAUUUACGAGGUUUUAUACAUCGCUUCUCAAAAAGAUCUUUCCGCGAUGACCACCACCCUGACGCCAAAUUUCACUUCGCACCUUUGCAGCGUGGAAGUGUGCGAGAUCCGGUAUAACAUCAGAAUCCUCAAAAUGAAGGACUCGGUUUUCAUCUACAUCGGCGAGAACAAAGCGGAAAACUUCGACGAACUGUCGAUGGCCAUGCUGGUACCCACGAGCAACGAAAUGCUUUCGACCACCAUCAUGGGAGAGCCGGUCGGUGCCGGAUCGGAAGAACUGGCCCAAAAGCUGUCCAAAAGGCUGAAGAAACAGGUCUACCUGAGUGCCAACGUGCCCAACGAUAGAAUAGUGCGGCCAACGCUGGAGCAGAAGCUUUUCGAGGAGAUCAACAACAAUCCGGAGUGCUUCUGAUUAGGGUGAAAGGCCGUUGAUGUGGGACUUGAUGCUGCUCUCAAUCAGGAAGACUAUAAUUAUUAUUUAUUGUUUUAAGUAUGCUGCUUGACUCGUGGUUUGAACAAUAAGGACAUUUGUUGCUGUAGCUUAAGAUAUUUAGUUACGAAUAUUUUUGUAAGAACUUAUAAAAGCGCAAACUGCUUAAUACAGAUGUACAUGUGAACUGAAAA
This is a messenger RNA of Aedes albopictus (Asian tiger mosquito), 738 nucleotides long. Its product is annotated as proteasome assembly chaperone 4-like. The transcript has 2 exons. Gene Ontology annotation, biological process: proteasome assembly. NCBI's taxonomy places the organism in Eukaryota, Metazoa, Arthropoda, Insecta, Diptera, Culicidae. Bases 161 to 526 code for a protein of 121 amino acids. The record is from RefSeq and is a predicted model, not a curated record.